Synchiropus splendidus (mandarinfish) is the source of this 4520-nucleotide messenger RNA. It is a transcript of the gene rnf44, whose product is annotated as ring finger protein 44. The record is from RefSeq and is a predicted model, not a curated record. The transcript has 11 exons. The coding region runs from base 480 to 1802 and encodes 440 amino acids. Lineage: Eukaryota; Metazoa; Chordata; Actinopteri; Syngnathiformes; Callionymidae.
GCUUAACAAUACAUUUCAAGGGACACACAACCGCCAAGCCGUGUUUUUGCGUCUCCCUGUCGUUUCCACCUUUGUGUAGCGGAACUUACCUGACAAGUGCAGCUUCUGUUUAACCAGCAAACACCCCGCACGCGGAUACAGCGGAGCGCGCCAGUUUGAAGGCGGGUGUGUGUGUGUUUGUUUGUUAGCUCGCUAGCUAGUUAGCCUUAGCAGCAGGCUAGCAGCAUCACGCUCGGACUCUUCAGUCGGGAGGCUGCAGGAAACUGCAGCCGCUUCUCAGCUCCACCGCAGCGCUCAAGUCCAUCAGAGUGGAUGGUGUUUUGAUGGGACUGGACGUUUGUGAAGCCUCUGAAGCACCUGCCGCCGCUCCGCGCACACGCCAGCAACCUCGGAAAGGUAACGACAAUCAGAGGCCAUAACAGCGCCUCCACUGAGCAGUUUCCUUCCCCCGACUGUGACUCGUCUGUACGACGUCACCAAUGCGACCAUGGGAAAUAGCAGUAACUAGGCUGCCACCAACAGCCCCCCUUAACUCCAGGAGGUUUCUCGGUGAGCCGUGCAGCGCCCCAGUGCAUCUCAGGAGAAGCCCGCCGGUAAGACACCAGUGGGGAAGACAAGACAGACCCGUACUGCAUACUUCCCUGAUCCAGGAUGAGAAUUUCCACCACCUGCUUUUCUCCCACCAUCACCAACAGGUCCCUUUAGAUGAGUCCCGACAGUUCAGCCACACCAGCACAGCCCCACGCAUGCUCCACCCCGCAGCCCACCUGCCCCAGCAGAGCCCCAUCAUGGUGGAUCUGCACGAGCAGAUGCACCAGGGAUCCGUACCGAUAUCGUACACUGUCACGACGGUGACCACCCACGGCUUCCCCAUCCACAGCGGGCAGCCCCUGCCAGGGUGCAGCGCGCAGCAGCUCCCAACAUGCUCGGUAAUGUUCAGCGGACAGCUCUCUCUGCUCUGCUGCCUUCCUCCUCCUCUCAUACAGGCCUGUGCCAUGCAGCAUCUGCCUGUCUCCUAUCAAGCCUUCCCACCGCUGAUCUCCAGCGAACAUUUUGUAUUGCACCCGGCUCCCUCCGCGCCCCCCCACCAGCCGCCGCACCUUACACCUCUGAGCCAGUUCGUCCCUUUACAGCCUCAGCACCCACGCAUGCCUCUACAGAGGGUCGACAAUGAAGUAGACUUAAGAGGGGACCAGCACCCGUUGGGGACCUUCGCCUACCCUCCCUCUCAUCACCCACCAGCGCUGCCUGCUUCUCUGCCCCUCCAGUAUCUUCCUCAAGAGCCGCUGCAUCAGGAGCUUCCCUUUGGAGUGCCAUACCCCCACAUUCUGCCACGGCGAGUGAGCGGCCACAGGUACCGACUCCAGCAGCCUCUCCCUCCGCCGCCUCCUCCGCCGGCCUACUACCCAGGCUUCCUCCCUUACUUCCUCUCGAUGCUUCCUGUGCCUCCCACGGCUGUCGGCCCUGCCAUCAGCCUGGACCUGGAUGUGGACGAUGUGGAGAUGGAGAACUAUGAGGCGCUGCUCAACCUGGCGGAGAGGUUAGGCGAGGCCAAGCCCCGCGGACUCACGAAAGCCGACAUCGAGCAGCUUCCAUCCUACAGGUUCAACUCGGAGAACCAUCUGUCAGAGCAGACGCUGUGCGUCGUGUGCUUCAGUGACUUCGAGUGCCGGCAGCUGCUUCGAGUGUUGCCUUGCAACCACGAGUUCCACGCCAAGUGUGUGGACAAGUGGCUGAAGACCAACCGCACCUGCCCCAUCUGCCGAGCCGACGCGUCAGACGUCCACCGGGAGGCGGAGUGAGACCCGCCGGCACUGCACUCCCUGGAGUUUGUCCCAAAGCUGUGGAAGCCUGCCCCCCGCCCUCCCCCACGAUGUUUCUGGGGGCCCUCGUACCUCCACUGUGCUUCAUUGGUCCACGUCUCACGGAAGCCACCGGCGUGCUGGGCGCUCCUGGCCGCCCCUGCCUGCCCCCGUGUUGCAGAUUCCAAAGAUCCCUCCCUCCCCCUCCUUACCCCUCCACCCGAGAUGCUUCUUUCGCUGCUUUGUUUACAGGGUUCCUCCUUUGGUCCGGCGGCUUGGUCCCUCCACAGAUGCAUGUUAGGGCCAAACAGACUGGCUGGUUGCAAUAAUGCUCCCUCACCUGUCCCCGCGGCGCCACUGACUCCUCUCCGGACCGCACAUCUGUUCCAGAGCAGUUGCCAAACUGCACAAGUGCUACGCCCCGCCCCCCGGGCCCUUCGGCCCCGCCCCCCCGAUCACAGAGCCGACGCAUUGUGUCACCACUGGAUACAGGGCCGCAUGAUCGGGUUUGCAUGACAUGUCGAUUCCGACAAGCAAUAUUUGAAUCCAAACAUCUCCAGUCCAGAAGCCGUUUCCAUGACGACAGAGCCUGGGUCCACCUGGGCUGCGAGGCCGCGCUGAUGUCAUCGGGCUCCCCGGGCCCGAGCGGAGAGCAAUAUGUGCAGAGUGUGGCGAGUUUUCCGUGAACCUUUCCUUCCUCGUUCAGGAAGGCUGCGCCUCCUGAUCUGCCUUCUGACUGUGACAAAGCACAAACCUGCUCCUCCCGCUCCACCCGAGUCCUUCCCAGCGCUUUAUUUAUUAGCUGCGUCUCUUGUGUGCGACGCUGUGCUCACGCCGCAGGGUAGCGCUCCGCGCGAAUGCUCUUAGUUCAGCUGAAGACCCACGAAUGUUGUCCACCCUUGUAGAAGCCACUGGUGACUGGACCUUCCCCAGGUCGAGGUCCAAAGGACACGCCACACUUGUGUCAGUGCUGAGGAAAAAAAGAAAACACACGAGGGUAGAAAGAGAAGCGGAGUCUCUGACUGCCCCGUGGAGCACUAGCUGGCAGGUUCCACCUUUCGCUGGAGAGGACCUGCCUUCCGUUUCUUUGGUGUCUUAUCUGUGAGUCUUUGACGUGCGUGCCACCUUCCAGAGAGAAAAAAAAGAAGCCAUUUAUGAGUUGAACCCGCAGCUUCAUACGUGUACAUAUCUAUUUGCUGGCUUAUAUUGUACGUGAAAAACACUCAGGGCCUCUCAGAAUAAUAACAAAAAAACAAAAGAGAACAUUUGGAAGAGCCAAACGGAGCGGACGCCAUGGAAGCUUCUUUCAGUUCACCACACAAUUAUUUCCUGUACUCCCCAGAUGUUUUGUCGAAAACAGUAGACGUGACGCCAUUUUAACGACAGGCAUGCCAGAAAAAAAAACACGCUAAGAACUGUAUGUUACUCACUUUUAAAAAAAAAAAAAAAAAAGGUAGUGUAUGGUGUAUCUCAUGACUGAAGUAUUAUUCCAGACUUUUGUUCCUGUACUCGACUGUAUAUUCAGAGGAUCACCCCCCCAAAACCAAGGUGUUUUGCAUGAAUUGUGGCGCGUGUGACCGCGGACGGCGCACAUGCAUGCUCGGUCACCCGGGUCCCAACAGAGGUCCGCUGGGGUCGGCGAGGGUUGGGAUCUGGACGCUCAGCUGAUAACUGCCAUGCACUGUACUGCACAGAUUUGUUACACAACUGAAUGAUUUUAUCGCGCUUACUUGGUUUUAUAACAUGAAUAGACAUGAUAUAUACAUAUAAACAUACAUAUAUAUAUACAGUAUAUAUAUAUAUAGAUGAGUCCAGGAACUCUGACACCUGUUGUGUUACUGUCGCCGCCCUGAUGACUGAACAUGAUCCGCUCUGAAACUACUGUAGUCGAUAUCAAAAGCCAUAGUGACAAGGUGCUAGAUGUUCUGCUUUUAGGUCUGAAGAAGUCACUCGCGUGAAUGCAAUAGUUGGCCAUGGAUCCCACGUAUUAACAGCAUGUUGCUCCCCUGAGGACAGUGUCAGUGGACGUCAGUAUAGUUUUAACCCCGUCCAGAACAAGACCACGUGUUGUCAUACUAAUUUCAGUGUCGUAUCAAUAUCUUCAAAUGUAUCGUUCACUCAUGUUGAUAGAAGCACUGUUCAGUUUCCAAGUCCAUGAGGAACCUGCGAAACCGAGGCCACGCCCCCCGAGAGCCGAGUCUGACUGAAUAAUCUCGCGGUGUGGUGGUGUGUGUCGAGUGCAGCUCCAAUAAUGUCGGAUUGUGCUGGCUGCACCGAGGCCAUGGCUCAUUCGUUGCUUUUGUUUUGCUGUAGUGCCCGGCCUGCCCUGCAGGGGGCGCUCACCUGACUCUGUCGGCGGAUAUACUUUGCUUUGGUACUUGCACAUUUACAGUUACCUCAUUGUUUUCCAUGUUUGUAUUGGAGGAUGGAGGUGAGAACUACUAAUAUAUUAGAUGGAGAAAAUGGUUCUUUUGUUCCUCAUUCCGUUGGAAUCGUAUUGUUUGUAGCAUCUUAACAUAACUAGUAACUGUAUGAUAUACACACACACACACUCAUCUGUAUACCGUAUAAAGUUUUUAAGAUUUGUACUUCUUUUUAAAUUAAAACUUGCUAGUCAUGCUUCAACCAAGUAGUGCAAUCAUAUAUAUAUUUUUUAUUUUUGUUUCAUUGUGGCUGAUUGAAGAGGGUUGUUCACUAAUAAAUGUAUGAUGUGUACAA